Messenger RNA from Schizophyllum commune H4-8, 627 nucleotides. RefSeq lists its product as uncharacterized. NCBI's taxonomy places the organism in Eukaryota, Fungi, Basidiomycota, Agaricomycetes, Agaricales, Schizophyllaceae. The record is from RefSeq and is a predicted model, not a curated record. The annotation marks the transcript as partial. The transcript has 3 exons.
CAGGGGAUGAGCACGAGCGCCACUGCUCAGAAGUUCAACACCAAGCGCAAGCGCAAUGAUCCGAAGUACUCUAAUCAGCAACAGGGCGGAAGCUCUGCGCCCAAACAGGGCGACAACGCUGAGAAGAAGAAGAAGAAGAAUCGCGGCAAUCGCGCUGGUCUCGUAACCUGCCCCUGGGGCCACUUACCUAGUAAGAACUCUGGCAAGGGCAAGGGCGGCAACGCUCACGCUCACGGCGUCUCGGAGAUGGCUGGGAUGAUCUCUUCGCUGCACGCUCCCGCUCCUCUCACACCGUCGGUGCCUGCCACCAAGACGUCCCACGUCGCGCUCAUCACGAAGGACGGUACCUCUAGCGCCCGAGCCGUCUUCGACUUUGGGAAGCAGUUGGACAUCACGGUGACGCCCCAGGUGUUCCGUCGCCUCGACAAGAUCGUCAACGACCGCGGCAUCCCCCGCGUCAACGACGAGGACGAGGAGAUGGGUUCCCCCACUCCCAAGGCUUCUGGCUCGAAUCUUCAGCUCGAAGAUCUCGCUCCUCCGGCGAAGCGUGCCAAGAUCGACUCGAUCCCCGACGUCGAGAUGGCCUCCGCGCAGCAGAAUGACGAAAGUCAACUGUUUGACGGAGAG